Molecule: messenger RNA, 535 nt
Organism: Mercurialis annua (annual mercury)
Lineage: Eukaryota; Viridiplantae; Streptophyta; Magnoliopsida; Malpighiales; Euphorbiaceae
Product: auxin-responsive protein SAUR21-like
Exons: 1
Coding region: 95-382 (95 amino acids)
Biological process (GO): response to auxin
Source: RefSeq, a predicted model, not a curated record
AACCUUGAUAAUCCAACCAAAAUCAAAACCUAAAGUCUCAUUCUCUUACUUGUAAAGCAAGUGUUCUUAUUUGUUUUGCUAUCUUUUACCAAAAAUGGCUAUUCGUUUUCCUGCAAUUGCAUUAGCUAAACAUAUUAUUCGCCGGUCAAAUUUGGUGGCAAAUCAAGUAGCUAAAGAUAUUCCGAAAGGGUUCUUAGCAGUAUAUGUUGGAGAAAGCCAAAAGAAGAGGUUCAUAGUUCCAAUUUCUUUGUUGAAUCAGCCUUCUUUUCAAGAAUUACUAAGAAAAUCCGAGGAAGAGUUUGGAUUUAAUCAUCCAAUGGGUGGUAUUACAAUUCCUUGCAGAGAAGAUGUUUUUGUUGAAAUCACUUCACGUUUGAGUUGAUUAAUUGAUGAUGUGUAUCUAAAUCAUCAUUUUACACAGUUUUGUAGGGGGGGUUUUUCCUUUUUUUUUCUAUCUUUGGAUGGAGAUAUGUAUUUGUAAAUAUUUUGAUACUUAUUUCCAAUGAGAUAAAUCAAAGAUAAUUGUUUCACUCAA